Etheostoma spectabile (orangethroat darter) is the source of this 3121-nucleotide messenger RNA. RefSeq names its product heparan sulfate 2-O-sulfotransferase 1a (gene hs2st1a). Gene Ontology annotation, cellular component: membrane. The record is from RefSeq and is a predicted model, not a curated record. Gene Ontology annotation, molecular function: heparan sulfate 2-sulfotransferase activity. Lineage: Eukaryota; Metazoa; Chordata; Actinopteri; Perciformes; Percidae. The coding region runs from base 359 to 1441 and encodes 360 amino acids. The transcript has 8 exons.
UUGAACGGGCACUUUGUCGACGAAUAGAAAGCCUCAGCCUUGUGGUGGACUGUUGAUACAUCCAAUAGCCUAAAGUGGUAGUAAUAUAGUCUGUCCGUGGUGCGGUGGUGAACACACACUGGAUGGGUCAAGAGGACAACGCUACAUGGGGGACGCAAGCGACAGCGGCUGGUAACGAUACCACCGCUCCUACACACCGGAGAGACCAAUUCGCACGGUGGAGAAAUCUGUAGGGCUUUACGACGCUCCGCUUCUGGAAAUUGACUUGAUAAAAUAACCAAGCAGAGCAUGAACACAUCGCAUUUGAGUGGCUCCUUCUCUGAGCAUGGACUGACCCAAUCCCUCUCUGGAUGAUUUGAUGGGGCUGCUCAGAGUCAUGAUGCCGCCCAAGUUGCAGCUUCUGGCGCUGCUGGCGUUCGCAGUGGCCAUGUUCUUCCUGGAGAACCAGAUCCAGAAGCUGGAGGAGUCCCGGGGGAAGCUCGAACGAGCCAUCGCCAGACACGAGGUGCGAGAGAUCGAGCAGCGGCACACGCAGGACGGCCUGCGGGAACGGGACUCGUCGGCCUCGUCGCUGUCCGAGGGCCAAGACGACAUCGUCAUCAUCUACAACCGCGUGCCCAAGACGGCCAGCACUUCCUUCACCAACAUCGCCUACGACCUGUGCGGGAAGAACCACUACCACGUCCUGCACAUCAACACCACCAAGAACAACCCGGUCAUGUCCAUACAGGACCAGGUGCGGUUUGUAAAGAAUGUGACUGAGUGGAGGGAAAUGAAGCCGGCUUUCUACCACGGACACGUCUCCUUCCUCGACUUCACCAAGUUUGGGGUGAAGAGGAAGCCCAUCUACAUAAACGUGAUCCGAGACCCCAUUGAAAGGCUGGUGUCCUAUUAUUACUUUCUGCGUUUCGGGGAUGACUACCGGCCCGGCUUAAGACGCAGGAAACAAGGAGACAAGAAGACAUUUGAUGAAUGUGUAUCAGCCGGCGGCUCAGACUGUGCCCCCGAGAAGCUCUGGCUCCAGAUUCCCUUUUUCUGUGGUCACUACUCUGAAUGCUGGAACGUGGGCAGCCAGUGGGCUCUGGAGCAGGCGAAAUACAACCUGGUGAAUGAAUACAUGCUGGUGGGAGUCACAGAAGAGCUGGAGGACUUUGUAAUGAUGCUGGAGGCGGCGCUGCCACGCUUCUUCAAAGGAGCCACUGAGCUGUACAAAACAGGGAAGAAAUCCCACCUGAGGAAGACCAGCGAGAAGAAGCCGCCCACAAAGGAGUCAAUCGCCAAGCUGCAGCAGUCGGCCAUCUGGAAGAUGGAGAACGAGUUCUACGAAUUUGCACUGGAGCAGUUCCAGUUCGUCCGGGCACAUGCUGUCAGAGAAAAGGACGGGGAGCUCUACUUGCUGGCACAAAACUUCUUUUACGAAAAAAUCUACCCCAAAAACUAAAGAGGCAACAUGUCCAGAGAAGAAGGGUCGGAGAGGACACUUCAGUUGGUACGGGCUCGAUGUUGCAGUCUGAGAGGAAGAAGAGCGAGGGAGAGGGGGACUAAUACACUACAGGUGUUUGUGUGGCUGCUUGUACGUGUGGUUGAGAACGUAACGUAGAGCUGCAGAUCAAAUCUGCUUCCACUGAGGGCUCUGUUAAUACGCCUGCCUGCCAACUGGACAAGGAGUUUGUGUUUCAUCCCCCCCCCCACGCCGGGCCUCGACUCCCCUUUAUUUCCAUGUCAAAGGUCUUCUGCAGAGGGCCUCGGCCAACACAUGUCCUGAGACAGCUUGUCCAGCAACUGGUCACCGGUCCUCCACCGCUGAUAGGUUUCACUGUUCUCCGAUCCAGACAAAACAUUUUCAUCGGCUCUGUGCUGUUUAGUUGUAUUUGGUUGUAUUUUAACUCUUUACUAUGGUUGUCUUUUGUAUGUAAAGACAGUGACAUUUUUCAUGGUGACACGACAUGCCCAUGCCUCACCACUACUACUAACUUAAGGAUAUUUUAAGUGUAAGAAACUGACUACUGUGCUGUAUUAUGGGACUUGAAUGAGAACUUUUGAGGUUUUUACAAAAUAAAAAUCCUGUGACCAUGGACUGCUUACUGGGACAAGUGCAUAUGUUUUAUACUGUACUUGAUGUGUUGGAUGUAAACACGCAGCUUUGCCUGGAGGCUUUUUCUCCCCACUGAACAUGAGAAUACUGAAGUGUGUAAGAACACUAAGGUGAAGAUGCUGCUGCUGUAAAUAUUUACUACUUUUUCAGUGCGAUUCAUUCACAGACACAUUUUCUACAUUAUCAAACUAACUCAUUUAUACUGUUAACGCCCUUUUAAAGUUGCAGUAUGUGCAUGUUAUCGGUUUGUACAUUUUAUUUCAACUCUUUCAUUUAACCUUUUAGUCUAUUUUUGUUGUUUUUCAUUUUCUUUUUUAUCAUAGACCCAGUUAGACAUGGGUGUUUACUACACUAAUAUUCUAAUCUGGAAUAUGCAGACAUUUAGGGAAAUACUCUCAUUCUGCUUUCUUGCCCAGAGUUAAAUCAGAUCGAUGCCACUCUAUUCUCAGUCCAUUAGAUAUAAAGCAACAACCAGCAGCAGGUUACCUUGGCUUCUGGUCAUCUAGUCUUGCGUUGCCAGACCUAUCUCCACAGCGCUUUGCAAGAGAAUAUGCCUAUUUCUCCAAAAUGUCAGAUGUUAUUUUCAGUUCUCCCACAUAAAAGAUGGUGGAAAGGUUGGUAAGAACUUUGCGUGUGUAGUUGUCAUCUGUUAUUUUCUUGACCGUUGAGUUUAUUGUGGUUUUAACUUCCUUUUAUUGGCUGAUUGAAAUCCUUGUCUAUUCUUCAUUAAUUGCUUACUAACCAGUUUAAAGUGACAAUGUUGCCCCUUCAACAAUUCACCUGGAAGAGCUGCACAGACUUUUUCCACUGGUAUACUGCAACAAUGCAAUUCCUGAGGUAUUUAAAUAUACAGAUGAAUAGGUACUCAUUUUUAAGUGAGGGCGUACUGCAGUUUGCCACUCAGUUUUUUUGUGUGCCUUCUCUACACCCAGCGCCCCCUGUCUGUCAGAUGCAACAUAAAACAACAUGGCUGUUUUCAUCAAUUGUUUGCCAAAUGAAAUACACAGAACAUUUUUUUUUUAACUA